AUGGAGCCCCAGUUUACUGGAAUACUAACCAUAAAGGAAGGAGACAAAUAUCAAGCACAAAGUCGGUUUCUAGAGGCAAAGCAAAUUUUUGAAAGUGCACUCGCCAUCACGGAAACGACUGGCCGCAGAAGAGAAGAAGCAGUGGCUCAAUGGAGACUUGGAAUUGUUUGUAAUAACUUUCUUGAAAAAAAGAAGGCAAAAGAGCACCACGAGAAUGCACUUGACAUCGCGAUAGCAAUUGGCGACAGACAAGGAGAAGGAACAACUAAAGAAUAUCACGAGAAAGCACUUAGCGUCGCAGUAGAAAUUGGCGAGAGGGAAGGGGAAGAAGCCAGUUACGGGAACCUCGGAACUGUGUUUCAAUCCCUUGGCGAUUAUUGGAAGGCUAAGGAAUAUUACGAGAAAGCAUUGAUCAUCGCAGAAAAGCUUGGAGACGGAAAAACGGGUCCAAGAUACUUUAGCCUAGGAGCUGUUCAUCUCAACCUAGGCAAGUGCUGUCAAGCUAAAGAAGAUUUCGACAAAGCACUCGACGUGAGCAAAAAUACUCGUAAUAGAGUAGUAGAAGCAAACAGUCUCGCAGGUUUAGCUGCUACUUUUGCUUCUCUUAAUCAAACACAGAAGGCAAAAGAAUGUUGUGAGAAGGCACUUGCCAUCAUCAAGGAACGUGGCAAUAGAGCUAGCGAAGCAGAAAUUUACCGAAGCCUUGGAAAUAUAUUCUUCUCUCUUGGUGAAAGUGACAAGGCAGAAGGGUACUUUGACAAAGCUCUCUCCAUAAGCAGCAAAAUUGGAGACAAAAUGAUUGAGUUUCAAACCCUUCUCUGUAUCUCAAAGUUAAAGGCAUCGCAAUCAAAGCUUGUGGACGCAAAACAAGAUCUUCUUCAGUGUAUUGAAAAAUAUGAAGAAAUAAGAAUUUUACUGAAAGAAGACAAAGAACUUCGAAUACCUUUGUUAGAGGAACACAGUACUCAUCCCUACAAGUUGUUAACUUAG
Stylophora pistillata is the source of this 990-nucleotide messenger RNA. Its product is annotated as G-protein-signaling modulator 1-like. The record is from RefSeq and is a predicted model, not a curated record. NCBI's taxonomy places the organism in Eukaryota, Metazoa, Cnidaria, Anthozoa, Scleractinia, Pocilloporidae.